AUGACUAGUACUAAAAAAAUAGGAACGCUUGUGGUUGUAGCUUUAAAAGCUAGGAAUUUAGCAGCUCGUGAAGUGUUUGGUAAAGGAGAUCCUUAUGCUACAUUUCGUAUAAGCGACAAGGAAGAAAGAAUUCCUGCAGAUAAAAGAGGAGGUCAGCAUCCAAUCUGGGAUAAAGAAGUGCGUUUUGAUAUUCUUGAAACGUCAUCUCAUAAAAAGAUGAUAGUUAAAGUUUAUAAUGAAGAUAAAAGAGAUCCUCAACUUAUUGGUGAUAGAACUAUUGAUCUAAAUGAAGUUUUAACCAAGGGUGAAUGGGAUGGAGAAGUUUUUCUUGAAAUGACAUUUUAUGCAGUAGGUGGAGCAGGGAUUCCUCUACAACGAAAAAAACUACCCUCAAGACCAAAAUCUGAAUCGCCUGUUUCAUCGCCGCCACCUGCUUCUUUUAUUGCUCCUGCUGCUGUUGCUUCUACCACGUCAGCGCCAGCUGCUUUUGUACCCCCAAAUGCAUAUCCACCUCCAGUAAAUACCAACAAUAGUAACCAAUUUAUUCCUCCAAUAAAUGCCAACAACAGUAACCAAUAUCCACUUCCAAUCAACAAUAAUAACCAAUAUCCACCUCCAAUCAAUACCAACAACAGUAACCAAUAUCCACCUCCAAUCAAUGCCAACAACAGUAACCAAUAUCCACCUCCACUUUCAGUCAAUAAUAGUGGUCAAUUCAAUAGCAUUCCUCCAAUCAAUAACAACAAUAGUGGUCAAUUAAAUAGUAUUCCUCCAAUCAAUAACAACAAUAGUGGUCAAUAUGCUCAAAUCGCAAACUCAACAGCCUAUCCACCUCAAAAUAUUUAUCCACCAAUUAACCCAUUAAUGUCACCACAACAAAAUUCAGCAAGCUUUUUUCCGCCACCACCUAUUCAACAAGGUUAUCCUCCAUCAAAUAAUAAUUUUGGUGGUGGAUAUCCUUUAGUUUCUUCACUACCACCUUCAAAUGAUCCAUCAUUAUCUGUAUCGUUUCCUAUUCCUAUUCCUACUCCUACUCCAAGUGUUAGUGUUCCAAACUAUGCAUAUCCACCGCAAAAUAUUUUAGGAUCAGGUUACCCACCACAAAAUAAUUUAGGAUCAGGUUACCCACCACAAAAAAACUAA
Entrophospora sp. SA101 is the source of this 1143-nucleotide messenger RNA. Lineage: Eukaryota; Fungi; Glomeromycota; Glomeromycetes; Entrophosporales; Entrophosporaceae. The record is from the annotation of a GenBank genome assembly.